This is a messenger RNA of Annulohypoxylon truncatum, 1563 nucleotides long. RefSeq lists its product as uncharacterized. Bases 65 to 1189 code for a protein of 374 amino acids. The record is from RefSeq and is a predicted model, not a curated record. NCBI's taxonomy places the organism in Eukaryota, Fungi, Ascomycota, Sordariomycetes, Xylariales, Hypoxylaceae. The transcript has 6 exons.
CCAUUAUUCGCUUUUCUAAUUAGGUACCUAGCAUCGUUGUUUAUACUUCAACCUUCUUAACAAGAUGGAAUUAGACGCAAAUGGCGUGAAAAGAUUUGCAACCAGCAUCAGCUGUUGCGCAAUCGUUAUCCUAUCUAUUGCUCUGCGCUUUUGGUGUAAACUCUCAUUGAAAGAUGGUAUACAUGCGGAAGACUGGCUCAUAUUUACUGUGAUACCGACAUAUACUGGAGCCACAGCUGAUGAUAUAUGGGGACUCCUCAAGGGGACCCAUGGCAAAGAGGUAGAUGCAGCGGCUGCCGCAGUGCUCCUAAAUCCUUCACCUGGAAAUGUCGCUGCGUUGGAAAUUUCUUUGGAGUCGCUUUUCAUCGGGUUCUUCAUUUCUCCCUUUGGAGUCACAGCAAUCAGAAUUUCCAUCUGUUUAUUUUACCGGCGCAUAUUUUCGACACCCAGCUUUCGAAUCCAAUCCUUGGCAAUGAUUUGUAUAUGCAUCGCAUGGCUCAUCGUGUCCGUCGUGGUCUGCCUUGUGUAUUGUAUUCCAAUUGAUACUUUCUGGCAUCCUUUUCAGCAUGGGCAUUGCCUAAACUUCAAUUUAUAUUAUUUACUAAUCGGAAUUUUUGAAACCAUAAUCGAUUCCGCGAUAUUGGCACUCCCCGUGCGGGCCACGUUCCAAAUUCAGCUACCCCUGAGAACCAAAAUCCUCUUGUCGGGAAUCUUUCUUCUAGGAGGCUUUGUUAUUAUCACAAAUGCUUUUCGCCUAUCUGCUAUCUACCAACCCAAUAGCACCCGCGUAUCGCUGAACGAUGCCACUUUCUGGACCCAUAUUCAUUCUACAACAGCGGUACUCUGCGCAAAUAUUCCACUCUACAAGCCUCUUAGGAACAUUGCGGAUAACUUGUUCAGCGGGAUCCGAAGCAUGUUCUACUCGUCGUUUCGCUCGUUGCGAAGUAACCAGAAAUUGCGAAUUGGGGACUCAGCAGAUGAUUCCGGAAGUGUUUCCCGCUUGGAAACAACCACGGAUGCAAGUACUUAUAACCAGUCAAAGCAUUACUUAGGAGACUCGGCGAACCCUAUCCUUGUCCCUCAUGAAGGGGUAAAUUUAACGACAGCUAGGCGUAGUGAUGCGUCCAUCGACUGCGAAUAUAUCCCAAAUGGAAGAAUUGUUCAUACGAGAGAGGUCAACGUUGUUUGAAGUCGAUCGGAAUGUGUAUGUUAGGGGCAUAAGUGGAGUAGGCCUAGAAGGAGGUCCGCAGGACCUCCUGCUAGGCAAACGCGAGUUAGCAAGGUAUAAGAAGGGGGCUUCGCCCCCUUCAACCUUAGAGGAGGUAGCGUUAUUAGUUCAUCUCAUACUUGCUAUAUACUAGCAGCGGCUACGCCGCUCCUUUGCACUCACUUUACGCUUGACUUAGGGACCUAUUACUGACAGUGUAGGUAUCUUAUUCUAAUGUUUGUCGAGUUAGAACAUUUGACAUUGGAAGGCGAAGCAGGACGAGAUGUGAUUGUAUCCCUUUAACUGGCAAGUGUCCACAGGAGGAGAUGAGGGAACAAGAUACAGUUUCACAUGAC